This is a messenger RNA of Acinonyx jubatus (cheetah), 1465 nucleotides long. It is a transcript of the gene SAC3D1, whose product is annotated as SAC3 domain containing 1. Bases 204 to 1361 code for a protein of 385 amino acids. The record is from RefSeq and is a predicted model, not a curated record. Gene Ontology annotation, biological process: centrosome duplication; spindle assembly. Gene Ontology annotation, cellular component: nucleus; spindle; centrosome. NCBI's taxonomy places the organism in Eukaryota, Metazoa, Chordata, Mammalia, Carnivora, Felidae. The transcript has 3 exons.
UAGCGUUAGCCAUUUUGGGAGGUGCCCAGAGGCGAAGAGCGAGGGUUUGGCAGGCAGAAACCUGGGAAGGCGUGGCUCUAUUCCUUCCCCGCCCCUCCUGCAAAGCGGUUGGUUGCGGAAGGGACUACAAACCGGUGUGUCAUGCGAGUGGGCGGGGCUGUGCGCGGUGCAUCGUGGAGGCUUCAGGGACGCCUGAGCCGGAGAUGGUGGCGCUGAACUACAACGCGGGGCGUCUCGGGAGUCCUGCUGGAGGCCUUGUGGGAGGGGACAAGAUUCGCCCACCCAUGUCCGGCUGCAAGCUGCCGGUGGGCACGUGCCCGGACAUGUGCCCGGCCGCCGAGCGCGCUCAGCGCGAGAAGGAGCGCCGCCUGCACCGCUUCGAGGUGGCGCCGGGGUGCCGCGGCGACCGGCCCCGCGCGGACCCGCAGCGCGCGGUGAAGGAGUACAGGCGGCCGGCCGCCGGCAAGGCCCGGCCCCCGCCGAGCCAGCUGCGUCCGCCGUCCGUGCUGCUGGCCACCGUGCGCUACCUGGCCGGCGAGGUGGCCGAGCGCGCCGACGCAUCCAGCGCCGAGGUGGCCAGCUUCGUGGCGGACCGGCUGCGCGCCGUGCGGCUGGACCUGGCCCUGCAGGGCGCGGGCGACGCCGAGGCGGCGGGGGUGCUGGAGGCGGCGCUGGCAGUGCUGCUGGCCGUGGUGGCGCGGCUGGGGCCCGACGCCGUGCGCGGGCCAGCGGACCCGGUGCUGCUGCAGGCCCAGGUGCAGGAGGGCUUCGGUUCUCUGCGGCGCUGCUACGCUCAGGGCGCGGGGCCGCAUCCCCGCGAGGCCGUCUUCCAGGGCCUCUUUCUGCUCUACAACCUGGGCUCCGUGGAGGCCCUUCAUGAGGUUCUGCAGCUACCUGCCGCCCUGCGUUCCUGCCCCGCCCUGCGCAGGGCCCUGGCUGUGGACUCGGCCUUUCGAGAAGGCAACACCGCCCGCCUAUUUCGCCUGCUCCGGAUCCUGCCCUAUCUGCAAAGCUGCGCAGUGCAGUGCCACAUAGGCCGUGCCCGCCGGGGAGCCCUGGCCCGCCUCGCUCGUGCCCUGAGCACCCCCAAAGGCCAGACCUUGCCCCUGGGCUUCAUGGUCCACCUGCUGGCCCUGGAUGGGCCGGAAGAGGCACGGGAUCUGUGCCAGGCCCACGGACUGCCCUUGGACGGACAGGAGAGAGUUGUGUUUCUCAGGGGUCGCUACACAGAGAAAGGGCUGCCACCUGCGGGGACCUGCAGUGUGUUGGUGGCGAGCAAACUGGGAGGGCGCACCCUGGAGGAGGUGGUCAUGGCGGAGGAGGAAGAUGAGGGUGUGGCUAGACGGAAGUCCCCUGCGUGAGGAGCUGUGCGCUCUCCCAGAGCCCAGGAAUGGAUCCAAGCACUCAGGUUUCUUUUCUCAUCAUUCCUACACAAUAAAAGGAAUUUGUUUUGUAGGGACAAGAA